CAAUCGAUGCCUAAAUUAUCGAUUGUAUCGAAUAAACAUCUGCCAAAAACGCAUAAAAAGAGUGUAUUAAAAAAAGAAGCCAAACGUCAAGAAAGCGGCGAAUCCGGCUAUUCCCGACGCUGCGAACCAGGACAAGGACACCGGAUACGGAUUAGGAGAGGAUGAUGACCGGCAAGGUGGGCGGGGUGGUGGUGCUCAACUGCCGGACGUGCACGCGUGCCUGCAAGCAGCACAAGCCGCUGCAUGAGGAGAUCGAACUGGGACCGGAGGGCAGCACAACGCUGGCCAGCAUGCUCAACUACUGCGCCGGGCUCUCUUUCGAGCCGCAGGACGGCGCCGCCAUGCCACAGCACAUCUGCCUCAAUUGCCUGCAGCUCCUGGAACAGGCGUUCAACUUCAAGCGCAUGGUCAUCGACUCCGACGAGCUUCUCCGCCUGGGCCUGGACGAGGCGCAAGGCACCAGCCACCAACACAAUCAACAGUGCCAGCAAAACCAGCAGCAGCACCAUCAGAAUCCCGACCAGCAACAGCACGCCGGCGAUCCGGGCGAGGAGUACCUCAUGAUCGAGAUGCUCAACGAGGAGCAGGAGCCCGGCACUGUAGAAUGCCAUAUAAGUGUCUCACCUAAGAUCCUUAAUCAUUGCAUUAAGUUGGAAGAACAAGAAGUCGAGGCCGAACCUCACGAGCACAUGAACGAGGAAGAAUUCGUCAUCGAGGAAGUGGCCGAUCAUGAGGAGGAGCUGACGGAGGAGGAUCAACAGCAUGAACAGGCGGGCGGCCAGGAGGAGCACAUCACCAUGGAGAGUGUUCAUGAAUUUCAGCCCGCCGAAGUUGAGUACGUGACCAUUAAGGAUGAGUUCGAAACGAUCGUCACUGAGGAAGAUGAGAUCGAGAUAAUGGACGAGUCCGGAGCACAAGACGAAAUACUGGACGGGCAGAUGAUUGUGAUACCCGCUGAAGGAGCCAUAGACGAGGUGAUCGGGGAGGAGGCCAUCGAGCUAGACGAGAACGAGCGCGAAGAGCAUCUGCUGCCGGAAGGGGAGGAUGUCUGCGAGGAGGAGGACUUCCUGGAGGAGUCGCUGGACUCAACGCCUCUGACCACGGGCGAAGCUCUUCCGCAUGUGUGCUCCGUGUGCCAGAAGGCGUUCCGCCAGCAGUGUCGACUGAACCAGCACAUGCGCUCCCACGUCGACGAGAAGCACUACGAGUGCGAGGAGUGUGGCAAGCGACUGAAGCACCUGCGCAACUACAAGGAGCACAUGCUCACCCACACCAAUGUCAAGCCGCACCAGUGCAACAUCUGCGAUCGGUUCUACCGCACUACCUCUAGUCUGGCGGCCCACAAAAGAACGCAUGCUGAGGAGAAGCCCUAUAACUGCGAUCAGUGCGGCCGUGGAUACGCGGCCUACGAUCACCUUAGACGCCACAAGCUCACCCAUACGGGCGAAAGACCCUACGCCUGCGAUCUGUGCGACAAGGCGUACUAUGAUUCGUCCUCCCUGCGCCAGCACAAGAUUAGCCAUACCGGCGAGAAGGCCUUCACUUGCGAGAUCUGCGGCGUGGGACUGUCCCAGAAAUCGGGCUACAAGAAGCACCUGCUCGUCCACACCGGCGCCAAGCCGCACAAGUGUCCCAUCUGCGAUCGGGCCUUCACCUUCACCAGCAACCUCAAUGCCCACGUCCGCCUGCAUUCCGGCGAAAAGCCGUUCAAGUGCGAAGUCUGCAUGAAGGCCUUUCCCACAAAGAAGCGUCUGAAUAGCCAUUUGCGUGUCCACAAUAAAGAGACACCGGUGAUGGCCACCGCCGGCGGGCAGUCAAUCGAUAACCGCCGACGAGCGGUGGCAGGAGGAGCAGGCGGCGGAGGAGCCGCCAACCUGCACCUAACCGAAGUACCUGAGCAACCGGUGUCCACCUCCAAAGUGGUGGUGGUACUUUGAGCGGGCAUCGGCCGGAGGGUGCGGCUGUAGAGUGUAAGACUAGACUAAGGUUUUUACAUUUACGACUACGUGGAUCUGUUAGAAAUCAAACACAAUAAAAAGUAAUGACACUGUACCAUGUA
Molecule: messenger RNA, 2059 nt
Organism: Drosophila suzukii
Lineage: Eukaryota; Metazoa; Arthropoda; Insecta; Diptera; Drosophilidae
Gene: dwg
Product: deformed wings
Biological process (GO): regulation of DNA-templated transcription
Cellular component (GO): nucleus
Molecular function (GO): zinc ion binding; DNA-binding transcription factor activity, RNA polymerase II-specific; RNA polymerase II cis-regulatory region sequence-specific DNA binding
Source: RefSeq, a predicted model, not a curated record